AUGGGUCUUCUCGAUAGAGUCGAGGCCUUCUUUGAGGGCGAACCCAACGUUGAAAAACACUCUCACUCACACGCGGGCUAUCAGUGCGAUGAUCUUCACGCUGAACAUGCUGCCAACCGGUUUCAGUCUUUUGCAGCCCCUUCUUCGGGCAACAUCAAGUGGUUCGUUGAUGGCGCCUCUUACUUUUGGGCAGUAUCUGAAGCUCUUCAACGCGCCCAGGAGAGUAUCUAUAUUCUCGAUUGGUGGCUGAGCCCCGAGCUGUAUCUUCGCCGCCCCCCUUCUCGCAACGAGCAGUAUCGCCUUGAUGCCAUGCUUCAAGCUGCCGCCGAACGUGGAGUCCAAGUCAAUGUUAUUGUGUACAAGGAAGUUGAGGCUGCCCUCACUCUUGAUUCUGCGCACACCAAACAUGCUCUUGAGAAGCUGCACCCUAAUAUCAAAGUUUUCCGACAUCCUGACCAUGUUCCUACUGGAUACGAUCUGACUUCAGAAAUUGGCAACUCAUUCAAAGGCUUAACCAACUUUGACUUGGCCACUGUAUCUAAAGACGCACUCAAGGCGAUUUAUGGCGCGGCGGACGAUGUUGUCCUCUACUGGGCUCACCAUGAAAAGCUUCUUGUCAUCGACCAUGACCUUGUAUUCAUGGGAGGCCUCGAUCUUUGCUUCGGGCGAUGGGAUACCAACUCCCAUCCUAUCGCCGAUGCUCAUCCUGGAAACUUGGACAACAUCAUCUUCCCUGGCCAGGACUAUAACAACGCUCGAAUUUUUGACUUUGCUGACGUUGGCAACUGGGAUCAGAACAAAUUGGAUCGAACCAAGAGCUCGAGAAUGGGUUGGUCAGACGUGGCUCUGUCCAUGAAUGGCCCAAUUGUGUCUGAUCUUGUAGCCCAUUUUGUUGACAGAUGGAACUACUUAUACGACGCAAAAUACAACGACAAAGAUCCUGGAAAGUAUGAAAAGCUCAGGCUAGGCGGAAGCUACCGUCCUUCGCACCAAACAUAUGAACAAGAGGGAUCGGGACGAGAAGAAUAUGGGCGGCAGGAGGGCGAAGGGCGGAGCCGUGGCGUGCUCCAUCGCUUCGCAGAACACCUAUCUGAGGAAAUGGGAAAUCUUGGCCUCUCCGAAGGCCAUCGACGCAGCCAGCGAGAGGGACUUCAAGAUGGCCAGCGAGAGUAUCGCUCUGAUGAAUAUGAGCACCAUGACAGGACUUCUCACGCACGCGGGGGCUCAGGCGCUACUCGCAUUCAGCUUACACGAAGUUGCACCAAGUGGUCAUCCGGCCACCCAACGGAGCAUUCGAUCGCGAACGCUUAUGUAAGUGCGAUAACGAAUGCUAGGCACUUUGUGUAUAUCGAGAAUCAGUUCUUCAUCACAGCUACAAGUGAUGAACAGCGCCCCGUCUCCAACAAGAUCGGCGCAGCUAUUGUGGACCGUAUCGUUCGAGCGUAUGAAGAAGGUCAGCCCUUCAAGGUGUGGGUGGUGAUGCCCUCUGUCCCCGCCUUUGCGGGAGACUUGAAGUCGAAGGAGGCUCUUGGAACAAGGGCCAUUAUGGAAUACCAGUACAACUCCAUCAGCCGAGGUGGCCAUUCCAUUAUCCAAAAGCUUGUUGCUGCCGGCAUUCAAAAUCCUAGGGAGUACAUUGGUUUUUACAACCUUCGAAACUAUGACAGGAUCAACACGUCUCGAACCAUGCGACAGGUCGAGUCCCAGUCCGGAGUCAGGUAUGAAGACGCGCGACGAUAUCACGACGACUAUGUCAACGAAGAGCGUUAUGGCCAAGACGACGAAGAUUCUCAAUACUAUGAUAGAUACCAGCGCCAGGCUCAAUCCGUCAAGGAUGACACUCUGGAUACCGUGAGUGCCGCCUACAUGAAACACGGUCCCAAUAUCGCCGAUAUCCCAUGGGAUGGCGAGCCCGAGGACGAGUUCGACGCCUUCGUCAGCGAGCAGCUCUACAUUCAUACCAAGCUUCUCAUUGCCGAUGACCGUCUUGUUAUCUGCGGCUCUGCCAACUUGAACGAUCGCUCGCAGCUCGGAACCCACGACUCUGAGAUUGCGGUGGUGAUCGAGGGCCCUCAAUCCGUUGAUUCGUACAUGAAUGGCGAGCAGUACGCAGCAAGCGAAUUUGCCGCCUCUCUCCGAAGACAAAUCUUCCGCAAACAUCUCGGUUUGCUCCCGGACCAGAGAUGGGACCAGCCAAACCGAAACUGGCUGCCGGUAACCGACGCACCCAACGACUACGACUGGGGUUCCUCUGCCGACCGGCUCGUGGAGGACCCCCUGAGCCCUGACUUCCUGCAGCUCUGGGAGGAUACGGCCGCCACCAAUACCGAAGUGUUCAGCCGGGCGUUCCACCCUGUUCCUGACGAUAAAGUUCGCAACUGGGACGAUUACGAUCAGUUCUUCUCAAAGUACUUCACCAUCCCCAGUGCCAAGGAGAACGAGGAGAAAGACGACGACGACAACGAUGGAAAAGUGCCUUACGGACACGUCGUUCGCGAGGAAUUCCCUGGUGGCGUGCAAGAGCUAAAGGAAUGGCUCAGCCGCGUCCGUGGCAACCUCAUUGAGAUGCCUUUGCAGUUUUUGAUUGAGGUUGAAGAGAUUGCCAAGGAGGGUCUGACGCUGAACGGCCUGACGGAUGAGCUCUACACUUGA
Molecule: messenger RNA, 2652 nt
Organism: Trichoderma gamsii
Lineage: Eukaryota; Fungi; Ascomycota; Sordariomycetes; Hypocreales; Hypocreaceae
Exons: 9
Coding region: 1-2652 (883 amino acids)
Biological process (GO): phosphatidic acid biosynthetic process; intracellular signal transduction; cell motility
Molecular function (GO): D-type glycerophospholipase activity
Source: RefSeq, a predicted model, not a curated record